AACAAAGUAUUGUGAGUGAGAAAGAAAGCUCAUCAAACCUUAACACAUACACUAGUCACUCACAUGCAAAGUUUUGGAGAACACAACUUGAACCAUUUCUUAACCUAACCUUGUGACAACAUCUUCUGUUAGGUUUUGUCAUGCAUGUGACAUAGAAAACACAACAAUUAUUAUAGAAUUAUAUUCUUUGUUUAAUAGAAAUGUAAUUUUAAUAUUGAGCUACCAAGUUCUCUUACUCUUCUAUAUAAAUUGGAGGCAUGCACCAACCACAUAGCCAAGAGUUAAAGCUAACCUGGUUAAGGAGUGCUUGAUUUCUAAGUCGUAACCAAAAAAAAAUGUGGGAAAGGGGUUCAGUUUCAAUUCCUCUAGAUACUAGCUACCAAAAUAAAAGGAAGAUAGAAAACUGAAAUUACCAAAAUAACCCCAAGAAAGAGAGAAACUAGUAUAUCCAUGGAUCCACCAAAGAAAUCUAACAAGAUCAAGGACAUUGUUAGGCUUCAACAGAUCCUCAAGAAAUGGAGAAGGAUUGCCAACUCUUCAAAAUCAAGUGACAACAACAACAACAACAACAACAACAACAACAACAAUCAUAGCGGCAGCACCAGCAGUAAAAGCAUUAAGUUUCUGAAAAGGACACUUUCUUUGUCCGAGCGUGACAAAGGAUCGUCAAGCAAUGCGGUUCCAAAAGGCUACUUAGCUGUUUGCGUCGGACUAGAGCUCAAGAGAUUUGUCAUACCAACUGUAUAUUUGGGUCACCAAGCCUUUCACAUGUUGCUAAGAGAAGCUGAAGAAGAGUUCGGGUUUGAGCAGACCGGCGUUCUGAGGAUUCCUUGUGAAGUAUCUGUGUUCGAGAGUGUCCUGAAGAUGGUGGAGGAAAAGGACAAGUUUUCGGCUCACAAUUGCGGAUUAUUCAGUGUAGAAAAGAUGAUGAUGGGGUACUGCUCCUUCAAUCAGCUUACUUAUUCACAUCAUCCUCAAAGUCCUAUGUGCAGAUAGAUAUAUAGAUAGAUAGAUAGAUAGAUAGUAUAGGAAUCUGACAUUGUCCAUUUUUUUUUAUAAUGUUCUUUCUAUCUGAAAGUGAAAGUUAAAGUGAAAGUGAGGGAGAGUGAUUUAACUAGAUGUAAGAUAAUCCCUUUUGGGGUAUUAUGAAGCAAAUAAUGGUUGUUUUAUAGAAGUGCUACUCUUGUCAUGGGGGUUCGGCUAUAUUUUUACGUUGGUUGCCGAAGACCUAACACAACCCUCCUCCUUUAUCCGGGCUUGGGACCGGCUAUGUACCGCACGUGUA
This is a messenger RNA of Arachis duranensis, 1285 nucleotides long. RefSeq names its product protein SMALL AUXIN UP-REGULATED RNA 9-like. Bases 451 to 996 code for a protein of 181 amino acids. Gene Ontology annotation, biological process: response to auxin. The transcript has a single exon. NCBI's taxonomy places the organism in Eukaryota, Viridiplantae, Streptophyta, Magnoliopsida, Fabales, Fabaceae. The record is from RefSeq and is a predicted model, not a curated record.